AAGAUGGCGGCCAAGUCGGAUGGCGGCGGCGGCGGCGUGGGCUUCGCCCAGCUGCACAACCUGGACGAGGCGGCGGCGGCGGCGGCGGGCGUCUGCGGCGCCGGUGGCGGCGGCGUCGGGGCAGCGGCGGCCGAGGGCGCGGAGGAGCCGGGCGGCAGCAGCUCCUUGCACAUCUGCCACUGCUGCAACACGUCGUCGUGCUACUGGGGCUGCCGGAGCGCCUGCCUGCGGAGCCUCUUCGGGCGGGCGGCCGCCGCCGCCGCCGCCGAGCCGCUGGCCCCGCGCCCCGCCGCCGAGGGGCCGCCGCGGGCGCCGGAGGUCGGCGAGGCGGCCGAGCGGCCGUGGCUGGACUGCCUGUGGAUCGUGCUGGCGCUGCUGGUGCUGCUGGGGGACGUGGGCACGGACCUGUGGCUGGCGCUGCACCACUACGGCCGGCGGGACUACGUCUGGUGCGGCCUGACGCUGGCCUUCGUGCUGCUGCCCUCGGUGCUGGUGCAGAUCCUCAGCUUCCGCUGGUUCGUGCAGGACUACACGGGCGGCGGGCUGGGCGCCGUGCAGGGCCUCAGCAGCCGCGGGCCGCCCAUGAUGGGGGCCGUCGGCCGCCGGGGGGGACCCGCCGGCGGGGUAGGAGGAGCCGCCGGCACCACCACCCCCGGGGCGCAGCGCCUCUGCAGGAUCUCCGUCUGGGUCUGGCAGACCGUCAUCCACCUGCUGCAGAUGGGGCAGGUCUGGAGGUAUAUCCGAACUAUGUACCUGGGGAUCCAGAGCCAGAGGCGGAAGGAACACCAGCGGCGUUUCUACUGGGCUAUGAUGUACGAAUAUGCAGACGUAAAUAUGUUGCGCCUCCUGGAAACUUUCCUUGAGAGCGCCCCUCAACUGGUGCUACAGCUGUGCAUAAUGAUCCAAAAGAACCGUGCAGAAACAUUACCAUGUGUGUCCUCUGUGGCCUCCCUGAUGUCCCUGGCUUGGGUGCUAGCCUCCUAUCACAAGCUUCUUCGGGACUCUAGGGACGACAAGAAGAGUAUGAGCUACAGAGGGGCCCUCAUCCAUGUCUUCUGGCGCUGCUUCACCAUCUCAUCUCGAGUUCUUUCUUUUGCUCUCUUUGCUUCCAUCUUCCAGCUCUACUUUGGGAUCUUUGUAGUGGUCCAUUGGUGUGCCAUGGCUUUCUGGAUCAUCCAUGGUGGGACAGAUUUCUGCAUGUCUAAGUGGGAGGAGAUCCUCUUCAACAUGGUGGUAGGGAUUGUGUACAUUUUCUGCUGGUUUAAUGUCAAGGAAGGGCGGACUCGAUACAGAAUGUUUGCGUAUUACACGGUAGUCCUGACGGAGAACGCUGCCUUGACGCUCCUUUGGUAUUUUUACAGAGAUCCUGACACUACUGACCCAUAUGCCGUGCCAGCACUGUGUUGUGUCUUUCUUAGCUUUGCUGCUGGGAUAGCUUUGAUGCUGUUAUAUUAUGGUGUGCUGCAUCCCAUGGGGCCAAGAGUUAAGAUCUUAGCCAGCUCCUGUUGCGCCGAGCUGCUCUGGGGCAUUCCUUUGCCCCCCGAUGUUGAGCCCAUGGCACCCCAAACCCCUGGGUACCGGGGGGCCCAGGCUACGCCCACCAGAGCGGUCACGGAGCAACAGGAGGAACUCACGGCUGACACUUGCUUGCCCGUUUUCCAGGUGAGAGCAAUGGUACCAUCUACUCCAUCUGGGCGACCCUACCCCCCUGAGGGGCCUCUCAUUAAGAUUGACAUCCCAAGAAAAAGAUACCCUGCAUGGGAUGCUCAUUUUGUAGACAGGAGGUUAAGAAGAACUAUCAACAUCCUCCAAUAUGUCACCCCCACAGCUGUAGGUAUUAGGUAUAGAGAUGGACCUCUCUUAUAUGAGUUGCUACAAUAUGAAUCUUCACUUUAAAGCUCCUUAAAGCAAAAGUAAAAGAGGGGACCUUAUUUUUGUUUACGGUAAACACAGAUCAUGAAACAAACACAAACCUUCAGAUAAGCUUUCUUUCUGGUUGCUGUAUGUAUAAAAAAAAAAAGAUAUUCUCUAUGUUUUGUAAGUAAAAACAAAAAGAAAAACUUUUCUUUUGUUUUUUACACACAAGAAACAGUAUUUCAACUUCCACACCUAGGAUUCACAGGUGGAGAAGGAGGCAUCUCCACAUCAGUUUUAUACCGUACACCAAGUGUAGAACAUUAUCUAUGGGAUUGGUGCUGAUUGAAAAAUAAAAAACAAACAAACAAACCUACAACUGCCUUAUGCCCUUAGGUGCUGAGUUUCAUUAAGUACUGUCACCUUUCUCAUGCAAAACUCUUUGACGAUUAUAUGCCAGGAAAAGUAAAACAAAAAAAACCACAAAACAACCAACCAACUGAAAUGCAAACCUUAAAAUUAAAAAAAAAAAAAAAAAAAGAAAAGAAAAAAUAAACAACAAAAAGAGACAAAUGUACAAUUAAAAAAUAUAUCUUGUUGCUCUUAUUGGAUUUAGCAGAAAAAAACCCAAAUGUCUAAAGAUAAGAAAGCAAAGCCAAGAUACCCCCAAUGGAGUCUGAUUUUUCCAACUGAAAGACAAAAUCAGGUCUGUAACUCAAUUUGGCAAUGCAUUUAUAACACCAUUUGGCCAAGCCUGUGAACCUUGACCAAGUCAUGUUAUAAACGUGAUCCCACCAUGUAACUGUUUUCCUCGUGUAAAUGGGCCAUGUGUAAUGGUCGAUUUGCACCCAAUUAAUAUGGUAAUACAGUAUCUGAUCUUGUUUCGAACAAUUGCACACACUAAAGUGCCACUGUCUUCAGUGGAGUAAAUAUCAACCACCUGAGCCCAGAAUAAGGCCUGCCACCUUGAUUUCUGGAAAAUAAGAAAUCUGCAAACAUUGAAAUUAUAUACCAAAAACAUUAUACUAAAGUACAUUUACACAUAUCUAAUAACUAUUUCAGUAAUAAUAAAACUCAGCAUAGUAGCAAAAAGCGAGUCAAUUUAAAGGCACAAUACUUGAUCAGUGACUGGCAAAAUAAUUUGACCUACUGUAUCAUUUUAAGGCUGUGAAAGGCAUACAUGUAUUAUUUGUAAUCUUGUGUAAGACCUGUCAUGUCUCAUUCAGUGCGAGCCUUAAAGUGAUUGUAAAGCAUCCUUCGUUCCAUUUUGGGUAUUUGGGGUUUUGAUUUUUGUUUUGUUUUGUUUUUAAGGAAAACAAAACAUGAAAAUCGGGAUAAAAACAAAAAACAAACAACAACAAAACAACCAACAAACUUCUUCAAAUGGUAAUAACCUGUAAACUGACUCACAUCUAGAGAUGAUUUGGUGCUUUGUAUUUUUGUUGAUGUUGUUGUUGUGAUUUAGCUGAGAAUUCUUCACCCGGUACAUGUGGGGAACUGCUGAUAAAAACUGUCUCAUGUCACCCUCUACUGUAAGUACAUGACGAGAAACACCACCAGAGGAAAUUCAGGAGCGUAGCAAGAGCAUCGUGGUUUAGCUUUGUCUUCUCACGGCAAGGAGAUGCUGCCACCUCUGUUGAUGGCAAAGCCUAGAUGGUCACCUGCUGAGUUGUGUGGUUGUCUCGACAUUUCCGAAUAACCCGCUCAGUGUCUGAACAUUCACAUCUCUCGAAUGCUGUUUCUGUGCUGGAAUCUCUUUUUUCAAGUUAAAUCAUGGGUUUGCGUCUAUCCAACACCCUUUUCCGUUUCGAGAGUAUUGCUCCUUUAAAGGAAUAUUCCCAUUUCAGGGCAUCUUUUCAAUCCCACCAUCCCUCUACUUGGGAGGGGAAAAACAACAACAAAAUGAGAUAUUUUUAAGUGAAUGCUGUAGUAUUUUCUGUGUGUAAUUGCAAUUUUUUAUUCCAGAAAUACUGUAACUGUCUAGGGUGCAAAACUCCC
This is a messenger RNA of Strigops habroptila (Kakapo), 3852 nucleotides long. RefSeq names its product XK related 6 (gene XKR6). Bases 4 to 1896 code for a protein of 630 amino acids. NCBI's taxonomy places the organism in Eukaryota, Metazoa, Chordata, Aves, Psittaciformes, Psittacidae. The transcript is spliced from 3 exons. Gene Ontology annotation, cellular component: plasma membrane. Gene Ontology annotation, biological process: phosphatidylserine exposure on apoptotic cell surface; apoptotic process involved in development; engulfment of apoptotic cell. The record is from RefSeq and is a predicted model, not a curated record.